AUGUCCUCGAAAACCAAGAAGCCAGCGGGCAAGACCCAGCGAUCUGCCAUUGCUGAUGUUGUCGCCAGAGAGUACACCAUCCACCUUCACAAGAGACUUCACGGUGUCACAUUCAAGAAGCGCGCACCAAAGGCCAUCAAGGAGAUUAAGGCAUUCGCAACAAAGUCAAUGGGUACCUCCGAUGUUCGUCUCGAUCCCCAAUUGAACAAGAAGGUCUGGGAAGCUGGUAUCAAGGGUGUUCCAUACAGACUUCGUGUCCGCAUUUCAAGAAAGCGAAAUGACGAGGAAGGUGCUAAAGAAAAGUUGUACAGCUAUGUUCAGGCCGUCAAUGUUAAGAACGCAAAGGGUUUGCAGACUGCGGUGGUUGAGGAAUAA
Molecule: messenger RNA, 375 nt
Organism: Glarea lozoyensis ATCC 20868
Lineage: Eukaryota; Fungi; Ascomycota; Leotiomycetes; Helotiales; Helotiaceae
Product: Ribosomal protein L31e
Exons: 4
Coding region: 1-375 (124 amino acids)
Biological process (GO): cytoplasmic translation
Cellular component (GO): cytosolic large ribosomal subunit; ribosome
Molecular function (GO): structural constituent of ribosome
Source: RefSeq, a predicted model, not a curated record